Knipowitschia caucasica is the source of this 468-nucleotide messenger RNA. Lineage: Eukaryota; Metazoa; Chordata; Actinopteri; Gobiiformes; Gobiidae. The record is from the annotation of a GenBank genome assembly.
AUGGCAUACUUCUAUUCUGCAUACCCAUGGGGUAUCUCUGUGGACCUGGGGGUCCUCCAUAAGUUUGCCCAGGAAAAGAGCCCCCCUGUUGGGGACCGGGCGCACUGGGCGGCCCCUGUUGCGGCUGAGUGUAUGGGUUUGGCCCCACCUGAGAAUACGUCAGGACGGAGUCCCCGGGUGGAGCGCUGGGGGCCGACCUUGGCCAGCAGGGUUCUCCAUCGUUCCACGUGCCUCCCUCAGGCCAUGGCUCCUCAUGUUCAGGACAGUAGGUGUGUGCGUAACGCUGUUAUGUAUUUGUGUGGAGGAGGAGGUGCGUGGGAGGAUGUGGGGGGGUGCUACUACGCUCCCCGGGGUCAUUACCGAGCGGGCCGCAGGGGAAAGACCAGACACAACAAUGCCACCACACGCUUCCUGCCCCCCCCACCAGCUUAUCAGAAAACACACAGCCGCAUCAGGUUGGGAUGUUGA